AUGAGCUCCCUCGACAAGGGCCGGCUGCAGCAGGAGAUGUCCACCCUGCCUCUGUCAACCAUCUCGACAUCCAUUGCGGCCUCAUCGACCUCCACGGCGGCCGCAGCAAGCUCAACCAACACCGUCAGCUACACGCUGUCAUCGUCCACGUCGACGUCCAACCCGGGCUUUCUCGGCGGGGUAAUCACCGAUGCCGUCAACGAGGUCCUCUCGUCGACUACCAACUACACAUCUUGA
This is a messenger RNA of Sporothrix brasiliensis 5110, 237 nucleotides long. RefSeq lists its product as uncharacterized. The record is from RefSeq and is a predicted model, not a curated record. The coding region runs from base 1 to 237 and encodes 78 amino acids. The transcript has 2 exons. Lineage: Eukaryota; Fungi; Ascomycota; Sordariomycetes; Ophiostomatales; Ophiostomataceae.